Molecule: messenger RNA, 7019 nt
Organism: Lineus longissimus
Lineage: Eukaryota; Metazoa; Nemertea; Pilidiophora; Heteronemertea; Lineidae
Exons: 6
Coding region: 96-4145 (1349 amino acids)
Cellular component (GO): nucleus
Molecular function (GO): NAD+ poly-ADP-ribosyltransferase activity; metal ion binding; NAD+-protein mono-ADP-ribosyltransferase activity
Source: RefSeq, a predicted model, not a curated record
UACCGGGAAACGGUUUCGGGGAAUCUGUCUUUUCGCAUCCAUUUUUGUAUCGCAAAGACCUUUCACAUCGAGUUCUGGUUUUAUUUCCCAAGAAAAUGUCAGGCACUAACAAUCACAAGACUGUGAAGCUACACCAUGGCGAAGUUGAAGUUUGUCAACAGUAUCAGAAGACAUUCAGCUGCAGCAGCUAUAAUUGUGACAAGUUACACAUAUGUACAGCAUACCUUGCUGGUCAGUGCCAAUUUGGCAGCCAUUGCAAGCGGUAUCAUAGUUGCAGAGUAUCUCUCAACAGGUCAAUCAUUGAGCGCCUGCGCCUCGAUAGUAUAGGCUGCAUUGAAAACUUGCGUGAGAUCUUUAACCAUGUUCUCCCGAAGUUAUGUCUGGACUACCAAAAUAAAGAUGGCUGCAGGCGUGGAGAUAGGUGCCAUUUUCUUCACAUCUGUGGCAAAUAUGCCAGGGGAAAUUGCACCAAUAUGGCAUGCGAGAUGUCUCAUGAGUACAGAACAGGACCAAAUCGGAAACUACUUGACUACCAUGCCAUUGAUGUCAGAGGAGAGGCCUGCCUGCUGAAUGCGAUUUUGGCUGAUGGUCGCUUUUCAAAAGGUGUUGUACGGUGUUCUUGCCUGCAGAGUGAGAGGUAUACGUCACAGGAUAGCCUCACCUCCGAAGGCGAUUAUGAAGGGGGGUAUCAAGCGAAUGACCAGGGGCGUGGUGGGAGAGGUAGAGGGCAAGAUAGGGGAAGAGGAAGAGGCUAUCGAGGGGGUCAAAUGAGAAGCGGAAGCCACACUCGCUUGGAUGAAAUUGGUCGAGGACAGAGAGGAGGAAGAGACAUUAGGGGCGGACCUGGUGAUCAUAAUAGAGGCAGAAGUGGUGGCAGAGGACAUCAUGAUGAUUGGAGGGACCCCAGAGGUAGAGGACAACAUCAGGGAGGGGACAAUAGGAACUGGGAAUCAGGUUCUGAUCAGGGCAGAGGUGGAAGGGGUCAGCCUCAUAGAGGCCAGAGUCACGAUGGUAGAGGACGUAGUGGCUACAGAGGGGGCCAUAACGAUGAUAGGAGAGGGAUGAAUGAUAACGACUUCUACAGGGGAAGUAAUUUAGACUUGAACUGUCUCAGUAGAGAAGACAGUGGUAGGCGUGGUGACCAGGGCAACCGUGGAAGAGGACAGGGUGGUAGAGGAAGAUUGGAUCAGAAUCGGAGACGCGGACAGGGUGGUGGGCAGGAGUACAAUAGAAGCAACUUAGGAAGCGCUACAAACCUUGGUAAUUGUGGCGAUGAGGACUGCCGUGGGAAUAAACAGGGUCGUAGUAGAAAGCGUAGAGGCCGUGGACGCAAGAAUCUGAAUCAAAUCCAAGCCAGUGAAAGGAAAUCCGAAGUCUCCAGUGACAGUAAUAAUGAAGCCUACUCUGGUGAUGAGGAUGUGGACAGCGAGACAGACCUGUACACGAGUAACAUCGAUAUGCAGAACGUUAAACAGGAUAUCCGUAUCAAGGAAGAUGACAUGAAGGACCUCAAGGGUCUAAUUCAAAUGGCCAAAGCGAAUGCUUCCAAUGCUGGUGCAAGUUCUGACAAGAAGUUGAAUAUUGAUGGAGAUGAUUCAGAGGUCAUGGAAGCCAUUAUUGGUUAUCUGUGCCAGCACGGUGGUUGGGUAAAAUUUGCCGAGAUGAGGAGAGAUCCUGAUCUCGAACAUGCUUUGUUGCCUUACAAGAUGGACUUGCAGGAACAUUUGUUUCGUAAGGGGAGUAGCUUCAUUUUGAACCAGCAUGACAAUGGCCAUCUUCUCGACGUUGCACCAAUUGUAAGCGUUCGUAUUUGCUUUAACUACAACUCGGAGACUGGAUGUGAUAAUAGCAAAGAAUGUGGUUACCUCAACGUCUGCAAAGAUUUCAUCGCUGGCACUUGUCCAAAGCAAUGUCGGCAUAACCCUAAGCGGAAUCACCAUCUUCAAGAAGGAGGGACCCGAGCAUUACUGACGAAACACAAAUUGGAUAAACUGAAGGCGAAUGUCUGCUGCCGUGUCAUUGCCUCUACAUUACCACGAAUAUGCUAUGAUUACAACAACAGUGGCUGCAAUCGACCACAGAGUUGCCCAUGGCUUCAUAUUUGUGAGGCCCAUUUCUUGGAAGGGAAUUGCAGCAAAAAAGGGCCAAACUGCAACAAUCAUGAUAUCAAGAAUAUCAGAUGCCAAAAAAUACUGAAGAGAUAUCAUCUGGCACAGGAAACCAAUGCUUUGCUACGACGUAUGGUUCUCCCAGGAUGCCCAAGUGAAGCCCAGGCUGAUGGUCAAGAGAGAGAGCACUCCACUCCUAGGAAAGAUGAUACAAAAAGCGGAGUGCGCCCCAAGUCCAAAAGAGAUGGUGACCAAAGAAGUGGUGGUAACGAUGAUGUCUUACAUGUAAAUAGGGCAGCUGAGGAUCAGCUGAAGCAGGAUGGCAACAAAGGUGGCAAGGGACGUAAGCGAAGCAACCAAAGAAAUGAUGCGCCUCUGACAGUGGAUCCACAACUCUGUGAGCCAUUCUUGCGACGAGCUUGCAAGAAGUCGUGUUCCGAUCGACAUCAUUCAUUGCCAUAUCUCUGGCAGUUCCAGGUGGAUGGCAACUGGGAGGACUUUCCAGAUGAGUUGAAUAUUGGUAUAGAGAUGGAGUUUUGCAGCGUCAACUCUGGCCGGUGGUCUUCCAACAUCACUUUCUCUGACAGUGAAAGGUUUGGUUUACCAUUCUGUGGAAGAACUGACAUCGUCUUCCAAAAGAAACCAAUGGAGCUACAUUCCUGGCAAUACAGUGGUCCAGGCGACCUUACUGAGAAUAGUAUGAAUUGCCCAGUCCGACGACUUUCGACCCUUUCUCACGUACUGGCAGAGUGCUUCAAGACACUGGCAACUGUUUGGAAGUGGUACUACUAUCUGGGUGACACCUGGCACAGUAAUGAGGAGGAUAAUAGCAAUCAAGCAUAUGUUGUUGAGCAGCGUUACAUCAAGAACGAUCCGACCUACACCUUCCGUGAUGAGAGGAUGUGUUUGAACUUUAAUGAGAUGGUUUUGAAGCACAUUGACACUGGUGCAGUAGUUGGUGUCCGUCGACGCCCAGUUUUUAUCUCCAAGGAUGAUGUUGCUGAAAAGUUGAGGGCAGCAACAGCUAAAUUAACCCUCCCACAGCUGCAAGAACAGAAAAGCACCUCGAUUUAUCCCGACUAUUGGAGUGAAAUGGAUGACGAUGCCAGUGUGAAGUUCGUAACACUUGGCCAAGGAAGGGAGUUCGCUGAAAUUGAGCAGUCGUUCAAGAGGUCCAUGGGAACAGUGGCGGCGAUCCAGAGCAUUCGUCGUAUCCAGAAUGCUGAUUUGUGGGAAGGCUUCAUAACCCAAAAGAAAGUCAUUCAAACUGACAAAUCCAAGAAGCUUGAUGAGAAAUACUAUUUCUACAUCUGUGAACCAGACAUGGUGGAUUUCGUUGACAAGUAUGGCAUCAUCACUUCCAGUAUCACAGGUAGCGGCAGUCCAGUGCAGGAUUUAGGCACAGGAUUCUAUUUUGCAAAAGAUGCUCGACUCCUACACGAAGUUGCAAAGUUUCGUCCUGAUGAAUGUGUCAUGUUUCUUUGUAAGAUCUUGAUUGGUUCACGCCAGGUUGGCCCUAUUGGUGAUGCCUAUAGCAAGGUGGUCUAUGAUACUUUCACUACACCUGAUGAAGCUGUUAUUUUAAAGGUAGAAAACCAGCAAUGCUACCCUGAAUAUGUUAUUUGUUAUAAAGUGGUGGAGGCAGAGCGCCCGCCGCCUUACUCCCCAACGGUGGCUUCAAAUGUUCCUCCAGCCUACACAACGUCUGCUCCACUGGCAUACCCUCACCCUGACUACCUUGCUCACAUACCACAAGCUAGGUCACAGCCAACUGCCCCCUCUGCCUCUCAGCAGCCAACAUUAAUUCCGCUACAGAGGUUUGAGGCCUCUGCUGGAAUCGGCCAGAUGUCCAUAUCAUCCGAUAGUUCAGUAUCGGAUAUGUAUCAAUCUGGCCAAUAUCGGCCCUAUCCUGGUCUGACAGCAGAGCAGGUAUAUGAUCCUCAAAUGCAGAGGAGUACUCGACCAAGGCUCUAUCCCAAACUCCCUUCUUCAGGGCAGGAAAAAACGAGUUCGAAGGACCAAUGCAGUAUGCAGUAGAGGUCUACACUAUAUACACUGUAAGUCGUUGAAUGUCACUUCAAUCACCUGCUUUAUCAUUUCAAUGUGAAGGAAAUGAUAGAAAACUAAAAACAAAUUGCUCUUCAUCAGAAUUAUCAGCUGCUGUGGUUGAAUUUGAUACAUCCAUAACAAUUGUUUCCAGGGCAACGAUGAUUCAUGGAAUUAUUGUUCAUUAUUGUUGAGGGAAGGUACUUUGUGUUUCCAUGACAUUUCAUGAGAGGCUGUUACUAAUAUCAUCCUUGUCUAGCAUGCUUAUUCUGAAGCAUCGAUGCAAAAAUUAGAGCAAUGAUAAACGGGAUGUGGCGGGAUGCUGGCAAUUUCACAUUGCACUUCAUAUUCACGAAGAGGGAAUUGUCAUGUUGUUGUUUAGUCUUGGAUAGUGAGGCUACAUUGCAUUGAUGAGGGUGUGAAUGUAGUCAUUCAUGCCUCUUUUACAGCCCUUUACAAGACAACCCAACGUGUGUCUCCUUGCCGUGUGUAACAGACAUGAGAAUGAGAACGUUGCUACCAGCAUCCAGGAAAAUAUGCCAUUUCAAUUCUAUCACAAAUUUGUAGGAAAGUCAGAAUGAGCUUUCUUCACCUCAGGACAAGUUUCGAAAUUACUUGUCUUACAUGACUACUAUUUGUACUCUGUGUGAGCAUUGACAGUAAUCCUGCACCUGAACCAUUCAUAAGGCUUUCUUAAGAAAUUUAUGUUUGGGGGUAACCCUAUCUUAGGUUAUUAAGGACGGUCAGUUCAGUUCUGUCAGUUUGUAUCAAAAGCUGAAUAUAUAGAUAAAUGUUCAAUGGUGUCUUUGAAUAAAAGUGACUAGGUUAGGAGAUGUUUCACUGGGGUUGAUAGGGUUUCAACAAACAUAAAUAUUAGGAAUGGUGUAUGAGUUGGUGAGGAUAUUGCAUGCACCGUUGCAACAUGAGUACAUAUGUUAUGAUGCCUAUAAAGUCCUAGAUGUUUUGACCUCAUUCCUGGUAUACAGACCAAGGAAAACAGGAUUGAAAUGAUUUGGGAUGUGAUGGUUGUUGGUCAAGAAAAUUGGCCAACCAUUGAACAUUAGGAGCAUUAUUUGAGACAAUCGGUUGAGUAAGACAACUCGAAUAUUCUACCUGCUUUGUUGGUUUCUUGGAUAUGGUUUAAUAUGUUUUCCAAGAUGUAUACACCAUUGCAGGAUCAUGUAUACAUGAAUAUGGUUAAGGAAUUGGUUCAUGUUGUUCCAGAUAAUGUAUAUAAUGUACCGAACAUUAAAUGUCAUACCUGGAGGUUAGUUCUUCAAAUAAUUAUGUUGAGUGGUUUUUGCUUUUAAAGUAUAUCAAUGUGUCUCACUGUUAACCCGGUUAUUUGCAUGCCUAGUUGUUUGAAUCAAAAUCAAUAUCAAACACAAAUUACAAUGGACUGUCAAUAUUUGGCUUGUCCGCAUUUUAGUUCAUAUGACGCGAGUGAUGGUGCAUGGCCUAAUGAAAUCAUUGGGUCGUGACAGAGAAAACAGUUGGAUUUUAUCUGACUGUAGCUGCAUGAUGUCCUGAGUGUAAAGUUGCAAAGCCCUCUCAAGGAGGAAUAUUGCACAUUCCAGGUGUCAAAUUGAGAAUGAUUGAUGAAGAAGGAUUCCUUAUAUUCUGGCAUUAAAACUAAUGAUUUGCCUUCGUCUUCAGGGGUACUUGUUUGUUACUCAAAUCAAGAACAUAUGCGGCUUUGUAAAAAUAAAAGGGUUAACAGUACCUUUGACACCUGCUGUCCAGUUGGCAGUACAUGCAAUAUGAAUAUUUAUCUUUGAGAUGUGUUGGAAUUAUAAAUGUUGCUAGCUUAAACCCGUGCUCUGCACGGUGGUUGAGGGAGCUUAUAUAAAAUAAAGUGUCAGUUUCAUUUGUGGUGAAGUUGUUAGGAGCGUUUUUUGCGUACCAGUAUCUUGCCGGGAAUGUGAUGGUGUGCGGAAAAUGUCAUAGAUUGAUCUACAGUAUUUCUUUGAAGACAACGUUCCGUGUUGUGGUUUUGUCCUAUCGUAGUCCUUGGUUGCUGUUGUUGUCGACUUUCACAUGUAUGUUGUUGAAUGUCCCAGCACCGGAGAAGGCGACAUAGAGUUGGCCAUGUGAGAAGACCGGGGCGGGCAGGUAUAUGCCUAGUCUAUUGAAUGUUUUUCAUUGGGCCUUGCUGAUUGUAAUUGAGUAGGCAACGCGGGUGAACGGCAAGUUGGCGUCGGACGGCGCAAGUCUAAUCCUGGGUAUGAGUGCCCUGACUGCUGAAAACAGCUCUGAGGCUGCCUGGCAGGUCAAGUAACUUACAUAUUUUCCUCAUAGAUAGCAGCACUUGCUGAUGAUGGAGGUGGCCCAUUCACAGGGCAAAAAUCACGAAAAACAGCAUAUUCUGAUGAAAAUUUGGUUUCGAAAUAUAGCGGAUCGUCUUCGGGACGUCCAAAUACCCCUAAAUAACCCUCAACAUGGCCAAUUCAUUCAGUGGUUUCAGAGGAGAUAGAGCAAAUUACUCUCCAGACGUCUCCAGUAAUAAUAUAUAGAUUGUGAUGUUGUUUAUUUGUCAGUAUAAAAAAAUACCAUAGCUAAUAAUUCUAUUGCAAUGUAAAAGCUUACCUUGUUUUUUAAUGUUUAGCAAAUUCCAGCAACUUUGCGUACAAAAUAACUGCACUAUUUACGUCAACGUUUAUUUACCUCUGCCUAAUUCCUUCAACUGUCUUUAGGUUGGGCUGGCCUAAGUUGUUUGAAAAUUCACCUUGUUGAGAGAUGUUUUGGCCUUGUCUGAUAAUCGAUAUUACCCCAUUCAAAUUUGCCUUGUACUUGCUUUAGAAAAUGUUGACAAUUAUUCACUUGAUCUGAGAUGAAUGUAUUGAAAUUAGUUAAUAAAUGUUUAGU